Molecule: messenger RNA, 945 nt
Organism: Caenorhabditis remanei
Lineage: Eukaryota; Metazoa; Nematoda; Chromadorea; Rhabditida; Rhabditidae
Exons: 4
Coding region: 1-945 (314 amino acids)
Source: RefSeq, a predicted model, not a curated record
AUGUCGGUUUUCCUUGGAUUUUAUGGACUCUACGACUUGUACUAUAACUCCGACUCAAAAUUAGACGAUUUGGAAUGCUCGGAAUGGCAAAAAAUCGUGUUCUACUCGGCAUUCAAGACGAUUCUAUUUCUUUUGUAUUUUAUCGACCAAACUCUUGUUCCCACGGCGAUUUCUAAUGAAACAAUGCUAUUUUAUGGAAUGUGUGGAUAUGGAUUGAUUUCAGGGUGGCUGCCAGUGCUGAAAGCCUACCAAUUCGUCAGUCUGUUCCUAAUGUGCCUCCAAACUCUAUUCCUUGUCAUCGGAGCUCUUCACACUAUCAAAAUGGCUCUUCUCUAUGCAAACCGAAAAAUGUCGGUUUUUCUUGGAUAUCUCGGAUUUAUCGACUUCUAUCACAACACCAACACAAAAUUAAACGAUUUGAAAUGCUCGGAACUGCAAAAAAUCGUGUUUUAUUCGGCAAUCAAGACGAUUCUCUUCUCGCUGUACUAUAUCAAUCAAAAUCGUGUGCCAUGGAUGGUUACGAAUGAAACAAUGUUGACAUAUGGGAUGUGUGGAUACGCAUUGAUUACAGUGUGGCUGCCAAUGCUGAAAGCCUACCAAUUAGUCAGUCUCUUCCUAAUGUUCUUCCAAACUCAAUUCCUUGUCAUCGGAGCUCUUCACACAAUCAAAAUGGCUCUUCUCUACCGAAACAUCCCGCCGGUUUUCCUCGUUUGGGAUUGGAAACUCGGUCUUGCUCACUUCAUUCCUUUGUAUAUGUCUCGAAUUUUUGAAUUUUUAAAACCUGAAACCAAAGAAACCCUUUUCGAAUUCAUUAAAGAAACUUUCAUCCCUCCACCUUCUAUGAAUUUGAAUGGACCGCUCUGUUUUACCUGUGUCAUCACUGCUGCUAUUGUCUUUUUUAAAUGUGCAAAGUGGGGUUUUAGAGAGCUCAGAUUGGAUCAGUGA